Molecule: messenger RNA, 4335 nt
Organism: Herpailurus yagouaroundi (jaguarundi)
Lineage: Eukaryota; Metazoa; Chordata; Mammalia; Carnivora; Felidae
Gene: STEAP3
Product: STEAP3 metalloreductase
Exons: 6
Coding region: 321-1817 (498 amino acids)
Biological process (GO): copper ion import
Cellular component (GO): plasma membrane; endosome
Molecular function (GO): cupric reductase (NADH) activity; ferric-chelate reductase (NADPH) activity
Source: RefSeq, a predicted model, not a curated record
AAUUAUUACCAGUGAGGUUUCCUCCCCAAACAGGAAGUAUCAACCAGAACUGCUCUCUCCCAGCGCGCUCUGUAACCAAGCAUCAGUCACCACUCCCGGGCCAGUCCCUGUGGCCAGGAGCUGGUGUGUAGGCUGAGGGGGGCAGCAGCACAGCUGUCCAAGCCCGGCAGGUCCCUCGCCUGUGAGGGUCAGCCUGAGCCCUGACUUCCAAGACAGAGUCAGGCUGCCCGCACACCGGAGGGGGACCAAGCAAGAAGCUGUGGCCUGGAUCCCCGUGGGGCCAUCAAGGGACUCAUGCGUCAGACACUGGCAUCAGCCAAAUGUCGCAUCAGCCCGUUGUUGCCACCAAGAUGUCAGGAGAGAUGGACAAGCCGCUGAUCAGCCGCCACCUGCUGGACAGUGAUGGGAGCCUUGCUGAGGUCCCCAGUGAGGCCCCCAAGGUGGGGAUCCUGGGCAGCGGAGACUUUGCCCGCUCCCUGGCCGCACGCCUGGUGAGCUCCGGCUUCAGCGUGGUGGUGGGAAGCCGCAACCCCAAACGCACGGCCGGGCUGUUCCCCUCGGCCGCACAAGUGACUUUCCAGGCGGAUGCAGUGGAGUCCCCUGAUGUCAUCUUUGUGGCCAUGUUCCGGGAGCACUACUCCUCACUGUGCAGUCUCAGUGACCAGCUGGCUGGCAAGAUCCUCGUGGAUGUGAGCAACCCCACAGAGCAGGAGCACCUUCGGCACCACGAGUCCAAUGCCGAGUACCUGGCUUCCCUCUUCCCCACCUGCACGGUGGUCAAGGCCUUCAACGUCAUCUCUGCCUGGACCCUGCAGUCCGGCCCGAGGGAUGGGAACAGGCAGGUGCCCAUGUGCAGCGACCAGCCGGAAGCCAAGCGUACUGUCUCGGAGGUGGUACGGGCCAUGGGCUUCAUGCCCGUGGAUAUGGGGUCCCUGGCCUCGGCCCGGGAGGUGGAGGCCAUGCCCCUGCGCCUCCUCCCAGGCUGGAAGGUGCCCGCCCUCCUGGCCCUGGGCCUCUUCACCUUCUUCUACGUCUACAACUUCAUCCGCGACGUCCUGCAGCCCUACGUGCGGGACGGCAAGAGCAAGUUCUACAAGCUCCCCGUGUCCGUGGUCAACACGACGCUGCCGUGCGUGGCCUACGUGCUGCUGUCGCUGGUGUACCUGCCCGGCGUGCUGGCGGCCGCCCUGCAGCUGCGCCGGGGCACCAAGUACCGCCGCUUCCCCGACUGGCUGGACCACUGGCUGCAGCACCGCAAGCAGCUGGGCCUCCUCAGCUUCCUCUGCGCCGCCCUGCACGCUCUCUACAGCUUCUGCCUGCCCCUGGGCCGCGUUAACCGCUACGAGGUGGUCAACCUCGCCAUCAAACAGGUCUUGGCCAACAAGAGCCACCUGUGGAUUGAGGAGGAAGUCUGGAGGAUGGAGAUAUACCUCUCCCUGGGAGUGCUGGCCCUCGGCACACUGUCCCUGCUGGCCGUCACCUCACUGCCAUCCAUUGCAAACUCGCUUAACUGGAGGGAGUUCAGCUUCGUUCAGUCCACCCUGGGCUUCGUGGCCCUCGUGCUGAGCACCCUCCACACGCUCACCUACGGCUGGACCCGUGCCUUCGAAGACAGCCAUUACAAGUUCUACCUGCCUCCCACCUUCACGCUCACGCUGCUGGUGCCCUGUGUCGUUAUCCUGGCCAAAGCUCUGUUCCUGCUGCCCUGCUUCAGCCGCAGACUCUCCAGAAUCCGGAGGGGCUGGGAGAAGGACGGUGCCACCAAGUUUCUGCUGCCGAUGGACCACGCCCUGGCCCAGAAGACGAGCCACGUGUGAGGUGCCCGCGUCUGGCCCCAGAAAACCAGACACAGGCAGGACAGUGCCCUGGGCCUGUCGGGGCUGCUUUUCUCGAUCGAGCAGGACGGUGACAUUGUGCACACAUUGGUGGUGUGAGGUCUGAAUUCCUGGGACACCAAUGUAGGUGGCAACAUUCAGAAUGGCACACACGUGUGUGUGUGUGAUAUAUAUGUUCAUGUAUAUUUCAUAUAUAUAUACAUAUAUAUAUAUAACAGGAUUUGCAUUUAUAUUUAAAGAGUUGAGCCCCUGAGAUUUCAACUUGUAGAUUGAAAAGCAAGAGCCAGAUGUUAGAACAGCAGCUCACACUGUUGGGAUCUCUGCAGAAAUAGACACACACUCUUUGCACAGAAAAGGCAGUAAGAGGCUCGUACCUUGGUGGAUUCCAUCCAUUUGUGUCCCACUCCCUUUUUGCUGCUUUUCCAAGGCUUUUGUCGAGUUGGAGCCCAAAGGGGGCAGAUAAGAGCUCUGCCUGGAGCCUCAUGGCAUCACAGGGUGGAAGGGUCGCCAGCGAGCAGGGGGUGGGCUCCUCCCUCAUUCACCUUCAGCGGCAGCAGGAGGUCAGGCGGUUGCUAGGACCCUGGGGGGUGAGCCUGGUGUCUGUGCCCUGGGAGCAAAUUAAAGAUGAGUCCUUUGCGGGGUAGGGGGUGCAGGGGGUCGGGGCCGAAGCUGUCCCCUCUAAUCCUCCUUGAGCUGGGGAGAUUUUUUUUUUUUUUUUUCCUGAAAGUCAGAAGUCACCACAGCGGCUACACAUUGAUCCUCCUGCAGGAGUGUGAAGUCACCUCCGCGUAGGAGCCACUAAUGAACCGUCUUGAGAACAACGGUAAUUUUUUUUCCCUCCUUUAAGUUGGUGAUGACUGUUCUUCAAACCACUGUGCCUUCUCACCUUUCAGAUCAUUAGUUUGGAUAUCUCUUAGGAAGGCCCAGAGCAGGCCCUCUGGAAAUCAGUUCGAGGGGGAGGGGGAAACGUAGCAGACAGCCCUCAGCAUCACAGCUGAGGCUUUUCUCAGACCCGCCCAGGGCACCGAAGGACUGAUUGUCCCCGCUGAACUGGUCCUGUGGAAAAACCUUGGGACCUCAUCAGAUGCCCUCUGCUGCUGCCAGGCAGAGAACCUGCCAGAAAACCUCACUGGCUCCAAGUUCCACACUGCUCCAGGGAAAACAGGGAGCACGUGGGCAAUGGUGACCCCAAGGAUCACCAACCCCAGUCAGUUACACUCAGAAUGGUUGGGAGGGUCUUUUCUACCAAAGCUGCAAACUCGUCAGACUGCUGCCCCAAAGCACAAGAGGCUGGACCCCAACCAGGGCCGCAGGACACGUGUCCUCGAAGCCCAACCCUUGCUGGUUCCUACUGAAACUGCUGUGAUUUCCCCUGUGGAUAAAUAGCUGUUCUUGGCUGAGCCCCCCGACCCCAGAACCAGGAUGAUCUGGACCUGUAGCCACAGAGGGGACAGGGUCCCAACGGAAGACACGAGUGAGACAAACACUGACCUCUGCUCCAAAUGGGGAGUGUGGGUCUUCUGGGCCACAGGUAUCUUAGGAGCACAGUCGAGCCAGCAAGUGCUACGAGAAGAGGAUGCCCCUGCCUCCCCCAGAGAGGCUUCAUGAGCUCAUGUCUGCAGAACGCGUUAGGGUCUUUUAGUGAAAAGGGGGUGGAAAAAAAAAAAAAAGCCAAGUGCAAGAGUAUCUCAUUAGGCCGGUGACUGAUGGAGGGAAGGUGGCGCAGGCGAAGCUGUCUGCUUCCUGCAGAUGUUUUCCUUCUGCUCCUGCAAGGCUGAGCUGCAGAAGUUUGCCUUCCACAUGGGCCCCGAUGAAGCGGCGCCGUGAUCCUCGGAGAUGCUCGCUGAAAAGGAGGCAGGCGAAGCACAGAUUCCAGCACUUGCUUAACACAAUGAGGGCCCUUCAGUGUCCUGCUGAUUGGAAGCAAGGAGAACAUGGGCGACUGGGAUCCACCAGGAUCUCCAACCCCAGGCAGUACUGGUGGCCUGCCUUCUCUGGCCCUCCUCCCUGGGCCCAGGGAAUUUCCUUAUACCAAAGAUGCUGACACACGGCAAAUUCUAGCAUGUUCCGUCCCCUUCCCUGUCCACUUCCUGCUGCAGGUGCUCCUAAGAGAAGAAAAUGGUUCCGAGGUGGGGGUGGCAGGAGGGAGCAGGUGCAGCGGGGGACCCGGCCACCCACCAACUGGACAGUCAACUCAUGAAAGGCGGGGCGGGGGGGGGGGGUUGUGUUCUGCCUUGAUCUGGUGUCUGCUGCUCUUCCCUACCUCACCAGGCAGCUGGCAACAGCACCCCCCAUGAGAGUGGGUCAUUCCCUUUCAGCCUGGUAAAUUCUAUGUGCCUCUGGGUACAAAAGUGCCUGAACCAAUGUGCUCCAGAAGUCCUAAAUGCCAUGGUCUGAGGUUUAAAAUCAAUGCCAUUGAAACAGUCUGUGUAUUUUGUGUUUGAAACCUUGUAGGGCUUGUCUAAGAAGCAACAGAAAUAAACCCCUAACCUUCUGUGAA